AUGCUUCCUCCGUCGGCCGAGAUCGACAGUCACACCAUCGUUAGAGUCAUUGGCUCCGAGCAGAUACCAUUCAGGAAUGCCUCCGAUCAAAUAACUGCCUCAACCGAGAAGGAGAUUAUUUUGGAUGAUAAUUAUGAAAUAAGUGACGAAGACCAAGAUGAAGAAUUGGACAAGUUUGCCGAGGAAUGGGAAAUGGAGGAUGAAGAAGUCUGUACCGAAAACGGAGAUAUUAUCAUUGAUGAAUCCUACAAAGAGGAGACACUCCGUAAUAUAAAUCGCUCAAGAGCACCAUAUCAACCAUCAUCCGUUGUUUUAGACUUGUCGUGUGCUGAUUUUCUUUACGAUUCUUCAGAGGAGGACCGUAAUGACACUACAGAAGAGGAUGGAGAUGUAUCCACCCUCGCACAACAUAACGACAACAAUCAAUCAAUUCAAAUCUACAUUAACGAUUUUUAUCAAAAUUUUAGUUUCAAUAAUCAAUCAAUAUUAAGAAAAUUUAAGAAUCGAGACGUAGCCUCGAUUUCUGAAGCCUUGAAGGCUCACAAAGACAGAUUAGAGGAUAUCAAAGAAGAAUUAAUUGAAUCAGGAUAUAAUUCUCUCUCUGUACUCAACCCAACUUUAACAGAAAUCUGCGAACAUGAGCUAGCUUUACGACUUCUCGAAAAUCCAAUGAUUUUUUCUGACAGAAACGACAUUUCAUUGAACACAAAUAAGAGAAAAGUCUCCUUAGUUCGUGCAUCGACUCCUGUUGAUAAUGAUGAUGAUUUUAUUGACGAUAGCGAGGCAACUCAAGAGGAGCUACCAACACCAAAAAAACCAAAAAAGAGUGUUAAAAAGAUUUUGGUUCUAAGCCAGGAAGAAAAAGAGGUAGCUCAGGAGAUUGCCAAUUACAUCAGUGAAGACAAUUAUGAAAUGGUCAAGAAAUAUCAUAAGCAAUUUCUGCUUGGCAAUUUGUCGUACGGAGUGGUGUUGGAAAGCAAAUUAUCGUACUAUUUUAGAAACAGAGAGCUGCAAAGUAUUUUAGCAAAAGAAAGAAAAAAAUUAAAACAGCAAGAAAUUCAAGAAGAAGAAGUGCGAGAAACAUUCACCCAACAAAGGAAAGAAUUCUUAUCACAACUUAUUGGAUCACACACCUACAAAUUUCCUGAAUACGUAAUGCGUCACCAACAAAACUGUGUAGUAUUUGCCGUAGAAAGGAUGUUACAAGGAAAAUCCGUAAUUAUUGCUCACCAAAUGGGUUUAGGAAAAACUCUCACUGUACUUUUAACUCUGUUUAACUACAAUCGUAUGCAACAGAAAACACUUCGUUAUUUGGUUUUAGUUCCAAAAUCCAACAUUGACCAUUUUUCUAGCGAAUACAAAACGCACUUUUAUCCUGAACCAUUCAUGAAAAUAGCCACCAUCAAGGGAAAGGAGACGAAGGAAAUAGAUUCAUACCAUAAUGGAGGAAUGCUAGUGAUGACAUAUGAUAGAUGUUUGAACAUGCUAAAGGAUGAUGAAAACGGCUCAUAUAUUGUCAACAACACAGAUAUAUUGAUUGUUGACGAAGCUCACAUAAUGAAAAAUGAGGAGACAGCAAGAUUUAUGCAAUUUUCAAAAUUUAAGAAAGCCCUUAAAAUUUUAGUGACUGGAACGCCGCUUCAAAAUAAUAUUGGAGAGAUGUUUAACUUGAUUCGAUUUAUAGAGCCAGAUAAUCCCCAUGUUAAGAUGUUGAAACCUUACUUUCAAACUCACUUUGUAAAAUAUUUGGCCGAACACAAACCAUACUCUAAAAACGGUCUUUUGAGAACUCAAUUGUUUAGACAUUACUUUAAAGACCUCAUGCACAGAGAAGUAUCCAUUGAAGAAUUGAAAACGAUCGAAAAAAACAAGAAUGACUUUAUUAUUGGCUAUACCCUUAACGAUCUAGAAAGAAAAAUUUACAAUGACAUUUGUGAUGUAAAGCGUCAGAUGGGAACGUCUUCCUUCUUUGCUUCUUAUUUUUAUGAGAGAGUUUGUUUGGAUUGUUGCACCUAUUUGUUCCAAAGAGACAAUUCACAACUAGUUGCAGAAAUGAGUAAAUCACUAGAUCUCACUCAGGAUGAAGACGAGGCGUUAAAGAGACUCAAUGAAAGCUCAGUAUUAUUUGAUAAUAUCAAGAAAAGACUAGAGAAGUAUUCAGAGAGUCAAAUUGAGUGUUCUCGGAUUAGAAUAAUAAGAUCGGUUGUUUCCAACAUCAUCUUAAGGGGAGAAAAAGUCGUAAUUUUUUCGGGUUUAAUUUGUUAUGCUCCAACAGUGAAACAAACGUUGGAAGAAGACAAAAAGGUGCAUUGUGAAAUUUAUUCAGGAGAGUUGACAGAUAAGCAACGUUCUGAAGUGUUACAAAGAUUUAGAAAUAAUGAAACGAACACUUUAAUUAUUAGCAAAAAUGCAGGUGGAGUUGGAAUUGACCUCACAACCGCACAACAUGUAAUUUUAUUCAAUCUUGAUUUCAAUUAUGCAAAGGAUGAUCAAGCAAUUUUUAGAUUGGUAAGAAAAAAUCAACAUAAGGUUGUUACUAUUUACAGACUGGUCUGUCACUCUUCGGUGGACGACAAAUUGCUAGAAAUUCAGAGAAACAAAAAAAUUGUUUCACAAAUGGCUCUUGACGAAAUUCCAACAAGACCCACCGAAUCAGAAAGCACCAUUGACGAAGAAAUUUGUAGGACGAUUUUCAAAAUGUCUCAUUUAACUCGCUCUCUGAAAAAGCUCAUCAAGAGCAUCAGCGAGUUCAAGCCUACGGACAAACAAGAAGGGGUCACCCAGGAUGAAAUACGAACUCACAAAGAAAUGUUCGAAAAAGAUACCAAGUUGCAACUCAAGUAA
Messenger RNA from Naegleria lovaniensis, 2844 nucleotides. RefSeq lists its product as uncharacterized. Gene Ontology annotation, cellular component: nucleus. The transcript has a single exon. NCBI's taxonomy places the organism in Eukaryota, Heterolobosea, Eutetramitea, Acrasida, Naegleriidae. Bases 1 to 2844 code for a protein of 947 amino acids. The record is from RefSeq and is a predicted model, not a curated record. Gene Ontology annotation, molecular function: DNA translocase activity; ATP-dependent chromatin remodeler activity; ATP binding. Gene Ontology annotation, biological process: double-strand break repair via homologous recombination; reciprocal meiotic recombination.